Molecule: messenger RNA, 2899 nt
Organism: Malania oleifera
Lineage: Eukaryota; Viridiplantae; Streptophyta; Magnoliopsida; Santalales; Ximeniaceae
Product: mediator of RNA polymerase II transcription subunit 8
Exons: 12
Coding region: 899-2635 (578 amino acids)
Cellular component (GO): mediator complex
Source: RefSeq, a predicted model, not a curated record
AAAAAAUAAUUUAUUUAUUUUAAAAUUUUAAAACAAAAAAUUAAGAAUAUAUCUCUCUCUCAGUUCAAGAAGAAGAAUAAGAAGAAGUGGGGUUUGAGCACUCAAGCGAAGCCGUGAGGGAGGAGCUUCAUAUUUUAGAACUUGGAAGCUGGAUUAUUGGAAGAUGCCAAGAUGGCGUGCGGCGUGCUGGGUAGUGCUACAGCCAUGAGGGAGGAGAUGGUCAGAUGGAGCUUCAAAUUUCAGAUGACCAGCGGCGCAGAUCAGGCUUUUGGUUCGAAGAUUGAAUCAACGGCGUGCGGCAAAGAUGGAAAUUUUGGGGCUGGUUCGGUCCGUGAAAGAGAGGAUGGUUGCCGGCUGCGGAGGAGAGGAAGAAGGAGGCAGAGGAGCGCGGGGUGACUGGGUGAAGGGUCCAUAAUAGUGGGAACUGGGAAGGCGGAGCCGGAGAAGUGCUGCGCCAGCGCCGCGUGCAUGCUAGGUUAGGGGUUUCAGGCUUUCAGCCUUCAGGGACCAAAUAUUAAGUAUACGUAGGAAGCUAACUGGGUCACUCGACCCGGACUCGUCUAACCCGUUUAUAAAUGGAUUGGUUCGGAGUUGAUCCAUUUAUAAACGGGUCGAAUCUAUCAAAUCCGAAUCCGUUUUAAAUGGGCGAGUCACUCGUCAGUUUGCCACCCGUAGUCAUCGCUUUCAUCGGGACUCAGCUCCUCAUCUCCGUAACGCUCUGGUUCUGAUUCCCCUUAGAACCCUCUAACUGCAAGACAUUGCACCUCGCAGUCAUUCGCCGGCGUUCGCUGGAACGGAGCUUUUCUCUUUCGCAGUCGCUUCCGCCUCCGCUUCCGCUUUCGCUUCCGCUUUUGCGGCGUUCUCUUUCAGUAGCUUUCUCUCCUCCUCUUCGUUGUCCAUGGCAGCCAUGGAAGGAGUAGUUCAAGAUCAAUCUCAAUCUCAACAGCAGCAGACGCAGCCGCCGAAGGUGGUAGAGAGGCUGAACACGGCUGUUCAACAACAGCUCAACCUUGAAUCUGUUAAAACCCGUGCCAUAAGCCUUUUCAAAGCCAUCUCUCGUAUCCUCGAAGAAUUCGACGUCUUCGCUCGCACGAAUUCAGUUCCCAAAUGGCAGGAUGUUUUGGGCCAAUUUUCUAUGGUGAAUCUUGAACUUUUCAACAUUGUUGAAGACAUUAAGAAGGUUUCCAAGGCUUUUGUUGUGCAUCCAAAGAAUGUCAAUGCGGAAAAUUCUACAAUACUGCCCGUAAUGUUGUCAACCAAGCUGUUGCCUGAGAUCGAAAUGGAUGACAACUCCAAGAGAGAGCAGCUGCUCCAUGGGAUGCAAAAUCUGCCAAUAUCAUCUCAAAUUGAUAAGCUGAAGACUAGAAUUGACAUGAUAGGUGCAGCCUGUGAAAGUGCUGAAAAAAUUUUGGCUGAAACCCGCAAGGCCUACUCCUUUGGCAAUCGUCAAGGGCCAACUAUUGUUCCAAUAGAUAAGGUCCAGGCUGCAAAGAUUCAAGAGCAAGAGAAUUUACUCAGAGCUGCUGUAAAUUUUGGGGAAGGAUUACGAAUACCUGGAGACCAGAGACAGAUUACUCCUGCACUUCCAAUGCACCUUGUAGACGUGCUCAAUGUGGGUGAUGGGAUGCAAAGUUUUUCUGAAGCAUCUGGUGUAUAUGUAAAGAACACUCCACCGCUGUCAUCAAACCACAUUAACAAUCAGGGCGCGUUGUUACAGGCAUCUGGUGCACAAUUGAUUGGAAGAUCUGCAUCUCCUUCUGCUGCUCCUAUGGCUGCUUCCUUUGAAACUACAACAUCUCCCCUUCCAUAUGCCAACUCACCUAGGUCUGGAACCAGCAUAAUGAACACACCAUCUCCCCAGCAACAAAGUCAGCAGCAGCAGCAGCAGCAGCAACAACAACAGCAGCAGCAGCAGCAGCAGCAGCAGCAGCAGCAGCAGCAACAGCAGCAGCAGCAGCAAAGGCAGAAAAUGAUGCAAUUACCUCAGCAUCAGCAGCAGCUCCUUACACAACAACAAUUUAGGCAAUCUCCAAUGCAAGGACUAGGACAGAAUCAGCUGUCUCAGUUGCAUGAUUUGCAGGGCCAGGCUCAGCAGAAGUUUCAGUCGUUACAUGGCCAGCAUCAGAUUCAAGUUUCUCAGACUUUGGGCCUCCCGCAAUUUCCAGGUAGGCAGCUGUCUUCUGGUCAUGUCCAGCAUGGCAUUGGCCAAGGCCAACUCAACCAAGGAAGUCAGCUGAACCGUCAUUUAAGUCAGUUCUCUGGAAGUGCCAAUAGUGCGUUGUUUACUGGAGCUCAGACCACGCCGAAUACCCAAAUGAUUCCAAACAUGUCAGCUACGAUGCAAUCACAAUCGCAUCUACCACGAAUGCAGUACAUGUCUGGCACCAAUUCCCAGAGGAGUCAUGCUUCCCAAAUUCUGAGUGAUCAAAUGUUCAACAUGGGAGCUAAUACUGGCGGUAUGAUGCCGAUGCAACAGCAGCUACAGCAGCAGCAGCAGCAGCAGCUUGGUUCACAGGGUGCAUUUGGCAACAUGGCACAAAAUGCUCAAAAUCUUCAACCCGGAAUGGUAGCACUCCAGAAUGCACCACAGAAUCAUCCUAAUUUCCAGCAACAAAGACAGCAAAAUCAACAGUGACUUGCGUGCUAAUAUAAUAUUAUUUUUUGCUAGGUUUUUUCAAAUCAUUUUGCCCAGUUAUAAUUCCUGUAAAACAAUUUCCCCCUAUAUUUUAAAACUUAUUUAUUAUCAUGUGAUACAAUUCACUGCAGAACAAUAGCAAUUGAUUUUCUAUUUAUUUAUUUUUACAUUUUUUAUCACAACGUACAGAAGCAAUUCAGAGAAUUGGUUGUUUUGUAACAUUAGCAUGGGUAAAUGGAUUGGGACUUCAUUGAUGAAGCAAAA